AUGACAUGCCUCGAUCCAAAAAAUGAUUUCGCUGCUUUUAAUAUUGAUAAGCUUGUUCAUCUUGCUAUUCUUUACCCAAAGGACUUCACAUUGACUCAACAUAUUGAAUUGUUUAAACAACUUGAAACUUUUGUUGAUGUUGUGAGAAGAGAUGCACGAUUGAAUGCUAUUGAAGAUUUGGCUAGCCUAUCUCAGAAGAUUGUUGAAACCAAGAAAGAUAAAGUUUUUUCGUUGGUUUAUCGUCUGAUUGAGUUGGUAUUGAUCUUACCCGUAGUGACUGCAUCUGUUGAAAGAGUAUUUUCAGCAAUGAAAUUUGUCAAGACUGACUUGCAUAAUAGGAUGGGAGAUGAGUGGUUGAAUGACAGUUUAGAAGAAUACAAUGAAAGAUCCAUCUUUGCUAGUGUUUCUAAUGAAAGAAUCUUGAAACAUUUUCAAGAUAUGGAUAUCCGUAGAAAUCGAUUGUCUCGGUUAAUAGAUGCUAGAGCUACUUGA
This is a messenger RNA of Salvia hispanica, 492 nucleotides long. Lineage: Eukaryota; Viridiplantae; Streptophyta; Magnoliopsida; Lamiales; Lamiaceae. The record is from RefSeq and is a predicted model, not a curated record.